UUACUUCAUGAGUUCAAACUUGGUCGAACGGCAACGGAGGCAACCAUAAAUGUGAACAGGGCCUGGGUAGAAGACACUGCAUCGGAAAGAACGGCUCCUCGCUGGUUUCAAAAGAUAGAAAUGAAGACGAUUCGCUGGAAGGCAAAGAGCGAACUGGCCGACCAUCGCUGGUUGAAAGCACUUGAAAAAGAUGGUCGUCAACCUCUGAGGGAGAUCGUCAAGAAUGUCGAAGGAAACGCUAUUGAUCCCUUUCUUCAUCGGAUCGUAACUUGUGAUGAAAAAUGGAUACUAUAUGAUAACAAAAAACGUUCUGCUCAGUGGGUAUUCAAGAUGAACCUCCGAAAACUUUUCCAAACCAAUGUUCACACGUCAGGAAGACAACGAUCACAGUUU
This is a messenger RNA of Ostertagia ostertagi, 393 nucleotides long. The record is from the annotation of a GenBank genome assembly. NCBI's taxonomy places the organism in Eukaryota, Metazoa, Nematoda, Chromadorea, Rhabditida, Trichostrongylidae.